This is a messenger RNA of Penicillium nucicola, 1194 nucleotides long. RefSeq lists its product as uncharacterized. Bases 1 to 1194 code for a protein of 397 amino acids. The transcript has a single exon. Gene Ontology annotation, biological process: long-chain fatty-acyl-CoA metabolic process. The record is from RefSeq and is a predicted model, not a curated record. Gene Ontology annotation, cellular component: peroxisome. NCBI's taxonomy places the organism in Eukaryota, Fungi, Ascomycota, Eurotiomycetes, Eurotiales, Aspergillaceae. Gene Ontology annotation, molecular function: alcohol-forming very long-chain fatty acyl-CoA reductase (NADP+) activity.
AUGACAGAUCCCCAACUCGUUACAGUCAUGGAUGGUGAUAUGCUCAAACAAGGCCUUGGAUUGAAAGCGGAAGAACUUGCUCUGCUCCGUACCCAGACUAAUAUAAUUGUGCAUUCGGCGUCUUCAAUUGCUCUUCUCCAACCAAUUGAGAGGCUUGUUGGCCCUAUUAUCAGCGCCACGGAGAAUUUAGCCCAGCUGGCCAUGGGAUUUGAUCGGCUUGAGUGCUUCGUUUUUGUCUCGACGGCAUACUGCAACGCUCAUCUGUUUGCCCAGAGUGAUGGAACCUCGACCCUGAAGGUACAAGAGUCCUUGUACCCGCUGAAUUGUGCGGGAAUGGGCAACGACGCAGAAAUAGAUCUGAAGAAAGAGUGGCAAGAUGUAAAAAGCAUGGGAAGCUCAUCUGCAUGUCGCAAUAACGACUUUCCUUGGCCCUACGGAUAUGCAAAACACCUGACGGAGCGCCUUUUGGACUAUACAUUUGCUUCUUCCAACAUACGUUUGCUUAUUAUACGACCUUCCAUAAUCGAGCCUGCUCAAUGUUUCCCAUAUCGCCAGUUCUGCAUUCCCAUGUCGACUCCUCAUAUCAUCUUUACGGCAGCACUCGCUUUAACUCUGUCGCGGAACAUAUGCUUCUCCUCGAGAUUUGACGAUCCAUAUCAUGACUCGAGUAUAGACUAUGUACCUGUGGAUGUUGUUGUGGACCGAAUUCUUGCUCAUGUCGCGUACGGGACUCAUGGCCCUGUGCAUACUGUUGCAGGCCCUGCACGGAUAUCUUUUCGUGACACAUGGGAGCGCACACUACCUCUGCGUCGGAUGCCCUGGGAUCUGCACCUAACAUGGACGCGCCAGUCAUGGCACUCUAAGUCUAUCCAUCCUCUUGGCCGGAUUUAUCGUACUGUUGGGACAUCUUUCGAAUUUACGGAGGCGAAAACCAUAUCUCUGUGGCAAAAUUUAUCUGACCUCGAUCGCUCAGGUCUUCACCUGUUUGCUGAUCUAGAUAUUUUGUAUUACGACCAUGGGCACGUGCGGAGCGACCAUCUGUGGGAAAGCAUGAUGCAUUUGACCAAAAAUCGUCGUUGGGCUCGAAGACUCGUCAAGCUUCUGUACCGUUCUUUGGACAAGUCUUCCUCUUCCAAGAUCGAAACACCGGGGUGUGCAUGUCUUACAAUAAAUGAGACCCUGGCUACACAGUGA